AUGCACCCUGAAGACCUAGCCCACACCUCCUUCAUCAUGGAUCGUGGUCUAUACUACUAUAAGGUGAUGCCCUUCAGGCUCAAGAAUGCUGGGGCUACUUAUCAGCGCCUGGUGAACAGCCUCUUCGCCCCACUGAUUGGCAACACCAUGGAGGUUUAUCUUGAUGACAUGCUAGUCAAGAGUUGCACUGCUGACCAGCAUAUCCCUAACCUCUCUGCCAUGUUCACCAUCUUGAAGGAGUAUAGAAUGAGGCUCAACCCUACCAAGUGUGCCUUCGGGGUGGCUUCAAGCAAAUUCCUUGGCUUCAUGAUCAGCUAG
Prunus armeniaca (apricot) is the source of this 318-nucleotide messenger RNA. The record is from the annotation of a GenBank genome assembly. Lineage: Eukaryota; Viridiplantae; Streptophyta; Magnoliopsida; Rosales; Rosaceae.